Python bivittatus (Burmese python) is the source of this 3406-nucleotide messenger RNA. NCBI's taxonomy places the organism in Eukaryota, Metazoa, Chordata, Lepidosauria, Squamata, Pythonidae. The record is from RefSeq and is a predicted model, not a curated record.
AUGCUGGGCCGGCGGAGAGCCCCGCACCUGUCUCCGCCGCCGUCCCAGAUCUACACCAAGACGGGGGACAAAGGGUUUUCCAGCACGUUCACCGGAGAGAGGAGGGCCAAGGACGACCAGAUCUUCGAUGCUUUGGGAACGCUGGAUGAACUGAGCUCGGCUGUAGGCUUAAGUGCUGAGUUUGGCAGAGAAAGUGGCCACACGUUUGUGGAAGAACUUCACAAGGUCCAGUGUAUGCUGCAGGAUGCCGGCUCUAAUGUGGCAACACCCAUCUCUUCAGCCAGGGAGUCUCACAUAAAGCGCACAUCAUUCAGUGAGAAGCCCGUGCUGGAGCUGGAAACCUGGAUAGACAGAUACUCAGAUCAGCUUCCACCGCUCACCUCCUUCAUUUUACCAUCUGGUGGGAAAAGCAGCGCUGCGCUCCAUCUCUCCCGAGCCGUGUGUCGCAGAGCUGAGAGGCGUGUCGUUCCUUUGGUAAAAAUAGGAGAAGUGGAUGCAAACGUGGCCAAGUACUUAAACAGGCUAAGCGACUAUCUGUUUGUCUUGGCCCGUUUUGCUGCCAAGGAGGAAGGGAAGGAGGAGAAAAUCUACAUGAGGAUGGAGCCCCAAGACUAAGUUCAGCAAUGCAAGAUGUGGAAUGUACAACUUUUGAGCUAGCGAGCAGUGGAUAAGAUUAACUAUAAAAUGCAGGCAAUUUGAAAUGAUCGGAUCCCUACCUGAAAAACCACCAAAAGCUCAGAGAGAUCGAGACCCCUGGCCGCCUCGUUGGAGCCUGGCUUGCGUACAGGAAUUCAGAGCAACUGCGAUGCCAGAAGAGUGUUUCGUUGCCUCUUGGAACGUGGAAGGGAUUGUUGGCAGAAAGCUUAGUUCAGGCCCACUGGCUCCGGUUAGCAUAGUGCUGCUUGCCCGUUUCCUUUGAUUAAAACUAGAGUGGAUCUGGGUUUCUUCCCUCAGCCAAGUCCGUCAAUACAUCCUAUGCUGCCAAUCAUCUUGAAAAGUGCAGCAUUUGGGAGACAGGCGCUCUCAGCAAACGGUCCAGGAUCCAGCCUGCGGUAAGCUCUGUCACAAACACGCGGCUUCUGUUUUCUCCCAGUCAUACAUUUUUAAAAAGAAACAAAAGUGACCACAGUCAACCAGAUUUUCAACUUUAUUUCCUGUAUUCCUGAAUUUCCAGCAUGAAGAAUGUGGCGUAACUAAAAAAUAUUAAGUAUAGAAGGGCAAAAUAAUUUAUUAAUCUGCUAUGGCAAAAGUUUCUCCUCCUAUCUCCGAAAACACAUGCAAGACAGUGCUGGGGAGAGAAUAAAACCAACUGGUUCUGAGGCUCCUACUUAAGGAACGCCAGGCGAAGCCAACUCUCACUACCAGAGCGAGAACACAGCCAGUGUGGGGUCUGUGUACUGCAGUGCCACAGCUGACACGCUGAAGGCUGUGAAACCCAUCAUGCAGCCCGCUGCCAGACAUGGCGGGGCCGGCAACUCCCAGGAUUGCAAGCCAGUGGCUGGAGGGCACUGGGAGGUGGGGAGGCUGCACGACCUUCUCCAAAAGGCACAAGGGCAAUUUGGAGCAAUUCUCUGGAAGGCCUGCAGCAGCUGCCACAGCGCAACAGCUCAUAAUGGGGUUGGGGGGCAUUUCAGAGUAGUAGCAAUAUUCUUAAAUUAUAAAGCAUUAAUAUUGGGCUUAAUAAAAGUAACUUUCUCAAAGUAUCUUGUGCUGUUUAGUUUGUUACAAACUAGCUCUUCCUUCAUAUUUCACAUUUGUGCAAAAGAGUGACACGCUCAAGAUUUGUAAUGCAUAUUCCUAAAAUAAGCAGAUUCACACAAACACUGCAGCUACUUGGGACCCAGGAAACUUCUCAAGUGGACCCUAUUUAGGCCCUGGAUGUCCUGAGCAGAGACCCCUGUGGAAAGCUACUGUUAAUAUAGCUCGGACAGGAGUGGGAGAUGCUCUCCUGUGGACUAAUUCAUCCAAUUUAUUGUAAUGGGUAGAAAAAUAGCAGUGCCAGGCAGCCUUUCUUAAUCAGUCUGUUGUGUUUGUUCAGAGCACUCCAUCUAGCAUGCCCGCACACGCGCAACUCUUCCAGAGAAGACCAGUCGAAGUGCACCCAGAUUCCACAGACCUCUGAAGGCCCCACAUUCUCCAGAGUCAUUCCUUGGGGUUUGGGAGAUCGCAAGAAGAGGACAGAACAACUUGCACUGGAGCAGCUGAGACAGUUGGUGCAAAUACAACCUUCAGUCUAGACCCAUCUGCAACUAGUACUCAAGUGUUUCCUUGAACAAGCAGCCGAGCUAAACUUCAGCAUAAGAGUCCCUGAGAGAACUGACACGGGACUGCCCUGCUCUACACAGGAGGGUCACCUGCACGUCUGCAGGCAUGCUGGUUCUUGGGGCUUGAAGAAGAAGAGGGAUGCUGCUGACCACCACCUCCCUGUCAACCAAAGUGCUCCUGAGCUCCUGUUCCAGUCCUUUCAACAUGGAGGAUUGUCAAAGGGAUCCUGUAUUCGUUCUGGGAAUCCUACGUGCGCCCAAAGGAGAGCACCCAAGCAGUCUCUCUUGGUUCACGUUAAGAGACGCCCUGCCCUGUGUCCUGGCCCCAGCAUGUCAUGGGUCACCGACAGAUGACUGGUGGAUUCCAGUCCCACAACUAGAAAGGUGGAGUCUGCCUGCAAAAGGAGAAACCUCUGCAAGCUGAAAAAGUUACCUGUUCCUCCUGUAGAGAGGACCCUGGGGCAUUUGCGGAAAAGCACGCAUUGCCCCGAUUUAAAAACAAAAAACAAAAACUAGUUUGGCCAGCAGUUUAAUAUAACAAAACUGGGCUAAACAAGGACUCCCUCUCUCUCGGGUCAAGAGGUAAAACCAGUGUUGUGUUGCUUUAUGGCAUCAGUGAGGAAAAGGCGUUCUGGUUGUCGAAACAAGUCCAACCAAAGUCUCUCAUUUCCUCUGAGUAGCCUGGGCCUUGUGCUUUUCCAAAGCAGACGCAGCAGACACAACUCGCCCCCACGUGGCGUCUUACAACAGCGUGCUGGAAGAGAACCUGCUCAGGCCAGGUUGCAAAGUUGGGCCAGGACAGGGGAGGAGCAAUACGAAGGAAGAGACCAAGAUGACAGGAACUGGACAGAGGUGGCUCACCCCCUCUGCAGCGGUCUGCGUGGCUCUUAAAACAAGGGAGUCCUGCCCAGCCCUCCACGCGGCACAACCUCCAGUGACCCCCCAUCCCGCAAUGGGUAACUUCACAAGGUUUGCACGCAAUGCUACUUUAAUGGCAGGCCAGCUGCGGUCUCAGAGGAGUUAAGCAGUGCCGAAAGGUGCCCUUUUUCUACCUGGGCACAGCACUGGAAUUCCAACGGCUCCAGGCCCGCCUUGUUCGCCGAGGCUCCAGGAGGGCGCUGCCUGUCUGGCCAGCUGGCCCC